Symbiodinium natans is the source of this 1896-nucleotide messenger RNA. The record is from the annotation of a GenBank genome assembly. Lineage: Eukaryota; Dinophyceae; Suessiales; Symbiodiniaceae.
AUGGCAGUGGACAACCAGGAGGAGCAAGAAGACGGUUGCGAGGAAAGUUCAGAGCUGCCAGAGCUACUGGAGCUGAUUGAUUUGGCCGAGAGCUCGGCUGAGGAUGUCGCUCGAUUCGCGGAAGUGCUCCGGAAUAUCGGCCGCCGUGUGAAAGCUACACCUGGCGACAGAGAUUUGCUGAGCGACUUUGAGGGCAUCUCUCAAAUUUGCGAGGCUUUAAGCAAGGAGCCUCACACGUGGGAGGGAGAAGCAAUGCUGGCAUUCUGCCGUGCAAUGCCUGAGAUCUGUCGGACGAGUGUCGUAAACCGUGCCUCGCUCCGCGACGCGGGGUUUCUAGCCGCCUGCGUGCGCUUGCUGCACGCAGGUGUGAGGGAGAAGGAUGAAGCCAAGGCAGUGGCUGCUUCGCAAGCCCUUGCCGCCUUGUGCACUGCCAGCGACGCCAACAAGCAGGCAGCCAUGGCCGCUCACGAAAGCGCAGGUGAGCCUGGCCUGCUUCCAUUGCUGCUGGAUGUCCUGGUGGCGUUUCCUGACUCUUCGCAAGUCCAAGCUGAGUCAAUGGCAGCACUGCGGUCCCUCGUUGUGGAUGAUGACAGCCGAAAGUCUGAAACUGCACCAUCUGCGCUUGAGAACCGUGAAUUGCUGCUCAGCGAUGAACUAUACCCGAAUGUGAAGAGUGCAGUACAGCAUGCAUGCCACCUCUCGCAGCGCCAUCCGCAGAUUGUGAAGCUGACGGAGCAAGCUUUGCUACUACUGCGUGAGAUCUCGAGAGGUCAGGAGCGAGUGCAGGAGAUUGCCAAACCAAGCAACAAGCUUCUGACAUUCGUGCAAAAAUCGCUGGAGUCUUCGGAACCCCGCAUCCUCCGUGCGGCAAUGGCCGUUCUGCGCGCCUUUGCGCUCUGCGAAGAUGUUCGGGACGAGCUCUCAUUGUCGUGCGAGACGUGCCGAUACGUGCAAGCCAUUCAACGCAACGUGGCAACGCCUGUUGUUUGUGAGCAAGGCUUUGGCCUUCUCGCAAACCUCACCCUUCGCAACCCUGCAAUGGCGUCGUUUCUCAAUGAUUCAGACCAUCAGGUUGUUUCUUUGGGCCAGCUUGUGCUGCAGAAGCACGCGGACAGGCCUGAUGUUUCGAAGUCCGUGAUCCAGUUGCUUUGGGGUGUUGCGAGGCAGAAUGCGAAAGCACUUGCGGAGGUGCGCGAACUGGAGCUGUUCGUUGCAUUCCGCAGCAUUGUCAGUCAACAUGAAGCUGAUCCUCGCUGGCAUGAUGCCGUGGAGGUCGCCCGCCAGAUCCUCCGUGAGUUUCGCGAGGAUGCAGGUGUGCAGAAGAAGGCCAUUUACAACGCGGCCUACCUGCAGUGGUCGAUGCAGAUCGAUGCAACGGCAAUCAAGCCUUCUGCGAGCAAUCAAACCAAGGUGGUCAGCCAGAUGCUGGAAGCCCAAAGAUCAGACUUCCUGGCUACAGGUUUGGCCGCCACUUCCAGGCAUCUAUGUCGAGUUCUGCCUCUGGACAAUCUUUGUAAACCGUAUGUUGAUGAUUUCCGCCGGCUCGCACAGGAGGUGUUGCCUGGUCAUUUGGGCCCUGACGUUGCCUCAACAACGUGGGCAUUGGAGUUCAAGUCCCGCAAUGCAAACACACUCAAGAAGGAGGUGGUCCUGGAAGUGCUGGAUGCCAUAGUUCCGAAGGGCCACCACAAGGUAAAUCUCAACGACCCUGCCAAGUGCAUUCUUGUGGAGGUGCAUCCGUCAUGGUGCGGAUUGAGCAUUGUGGAGAACUGGGCGAGAUUGAAAAAGUACAAUCUCCAUGCGUUGACAACGCCGGAGGAUUUGACUGCUUGCGAGGUUUUCCGGGAAGCACGGAAGCCUGAAGAGCCGAAUGCAGAAAGCACAGGCCAGACCUAA